AAUAUUUUAAGAAGCAAAUAUCUGACGUGGAAUAAAUAAAAAUUGGAAAAGCAGAGUGAGGAAGGGAAGGGAGCAGAGUAACAAAAAAGUGAGUACGGAGUCUGCAGACUGCUGCACACAUAUCCCUCCUCUCUCUACACUCUCUCGCCGCCUCUGGUACUACUAAACCAAACAACACACACUUUUCGUCGUCUUCAGAAGAAAAAGCUCGCUCCAAGCAUUGUGCUUUGGUUCAGAAGAUGGAAACGAAAUCCGAGAAUCGGGUGUGCGAGUGUGACGUGGAGAAGAAGAAAAAGGAAGCGGUUCACGUCGUUCUUCAGGUGGAUCUUCACUGCGACGGAUGUAUCGCCAGGAUCGUCAGAUUAGCUCGCUGUUUGGAAGGAGUUGAAACAGUGAGAGCAGAUCCUGUUUCCAACAAGCUCACUCUCAUUGGCUGCUUCAUGGAUCCUGUGAAGACUGCUGAGAAUUUGCAGGAGAAGACCAAGAAGAAGAUCGAGCUCCUAUCUCCCAAGCCCAAGAAAGAGACCAAAGUGAAUAUUAAUGAUGCAAAGCCGACUACUAUGAUCGCUGUGAGCACAGUGAACCUGAAGUUGAAUUGUUCAUGUGACGGUUGCAUCAAGAGGAUUCACAAGACUAUCUCUAAGACCAAAGGUGUCUACCAGGUGAAAAUAGACAGGGAGAAAGAAGUGGUCAGCGUCACAGGGACUAUGGAGGUUAAGACUGUGACAGAGACUCUGAAAAGGAAACUGAAGAAAACCAUCCAGGCCGUGCCUGAGAAGAAGGACAAGAAGAAAGAGAAUGCAGAGGGAAUCUCCAAACCCGGGUCUCCAGGCCUGCCAUGCUAUGGUUUCAAUUAUGGGCUUGGACCUUACGGUUUCAUGGGAGGCCCAAUCACAGAGCUUUUUAGCGAGGAGGAUCCCAACUCUUGCUGCGUUAUGUGAUUUUCAGGCGAGAAAAGAUUGCAGUAUAUCACCGGCAAAUAACUAUAGGAGGCGUACCGCGUACAUAUAUCUAAGGAACAUCAACUGAAAAGAAAAACGGAAGUCAGGACUCAGGAGGUAGAUGUUUUUGUGAUGGACUUGAGACUUAAUUGUAAAUUGCAUUAUUUUACUUUUGGGGAUGUUGCAAUGACAAUACCAUGACACACUUUUCUAUAUGGUAAUUUUGGGUGUGUACCACUCACCACAUCAACUUAUGCCAGUUUGUUUU
Molecule: messenger RNA, 1209 nt
Organism: Raphanus sativus (radish)
Lineage: Eukaryota; Viridiplantae; Streptophyta; Magnoliopsida; Brassicales; Brassicaceae
Product: heavy metal-associated isoprenylated plant protein 1
Exons: 5
Coding region: 240-941 (233 amino acids)
Molecular function (GO): metal ion binding
Source: RefSeq, a predicted model, not a curated record